ACAACUGAACCUGACACUAUGGGUCUUUAUCGCAGAUAUCCCAUGUGUCCAACUCUAGCCCCCAAAGCCAACUUAACCCUGGAGGGUGCCACUGAUGCUCCCACAUUAGAUGGGGAGUGCAUUAACUCAGGUGUUCAUCCAGGACUUCCUUCACCUGAGAUUACCUCUGAUCAGCUUUUUGAAGCAUUUACAAACCCUUCAGCAGGUAUUUUGAUGGCAUGGCAGUAUACUGGAAUGAAUGAGAAGUCCAAUGAUGAGUGGGAUCAUCUUGUGCAAUUCCUCAAGGACCCUUUUUUCAGACUGGAAGACCUUGGCAGCUUGAAUCACACACACAAGCUUAGGUGGUUGGAUGAAUACCUCAAGAAUAAAGCCAACCCUUUUUGA
Molecule: messenger RNA, 384 nt
Organism: Suillus subaureus
Lineage: Eukaryota; Fungi; Basidiomycota; Agaricomycetes; Boletales; Suillaceae
Exons: 1
Source: RefSeq, a predicted model, not a curated record